Molecule: messenger RNA, 5793 nt
Organism: Knipowitschia caucasica
Lineage: Eukaryota; Metazoa; Chordata; Actinopteri; Gobiiformes; Gobiidae
Source: the annotation of a GenBank genome assembly
AUGACCACCGCCCUGGCUCAGUGGGUUGCCCUUGCCCUGGCUCAGUGGGUUGCCCUGGCUCAGUGGGUUGCCCUGGCUCAUGGGUUGCCCCUGGCUCAGUGGGUUGCCCUUGCCCUGGCUCAGUGGGUUGCCCCUGGCUCAGUGGGUUGCCCCUGGCUCAGUGGGUUGCCCUUGCCCUGGCUCAGUGGGUUGCCCUUGCCCUGGCUCAGUGGGUUUCCCCUGGCUCAGUGGGUUGCCCUUGCCCUGGCUCAGUGGAUUGCCCUGGCUCAGUGGAUUGCCCUGGCUCAGUGGAUUGACCUGGCUCAGUGGGUUGCCCUGGCUCAGUGGGUUGCCCUGGCUCAGUGGAUUGCCCUGGCUCAGUGGAUUGACCUGGCUCAGUGGGUUGCCCUGGCUCAGUGGAUUGACCUGGCUCAGUGGGUUGCCCUGGCUCAGUGGAUUGACCUGGCUCAGUGGGUUGCCCUGGCUCAGUGGAUUGACCUGGCUCAGUGGGUUGCCCCUGGCUCAGUGGGUUGCCCCUGGCUCAGUGGGUUGCCCUUGCCCUGGCUCAGUGGGUUGCCCCUGGCUCAGUGGGUUGCCCUUGCCCUGGCUCAUGGGUUGCCCUUGCCCUGGCUCAGUGGGUUUCCCCUGGCUCAGUGGGUUGCCCUUGCCCUGGCUCAGUGGGUUGCCCUGGCUCAGUGGGUUGACCUGGCUCAGUGGGUUGCCCUGGCUCAGUGGGUUGCCCUUGCCCUGGCUCAGUGGGUUGCCCUUGCCCUGGCUCAGUGGGUUGCCCUGGACUGCAGAGCACUGGGGGUGGUAGAAGAUCAGGGCCUGCAGAAGGUUCUGCAGAUUGCGUCCUCUGACCCAACAUACGAGCUGCCAUGCAGAAAGACAGUGACAAAAAGAGUCCAGCAGCUUUAUGACGAUGAAAAGAAAGAAAAGGAGGAUUUCUUGUUGGAGAAAGCCAAGUGUGUUGCCCUGACUGGGGAGCAUUGGACCUCAUUAAGCAACUCACAUUAUCUCGGUGUGACGACACACUUUAUUGACAUGAAGUGGCAUCUUCACGCAUUUGCCUUUACCAUGCAGAAGACCAUCUCUAGGCUCUUUGCUGAAAACGUGGCAGAAGAUUUUGAGUCUGUGGCAGAGGCCUGGGAAAUCAGACAAAAAGUCACCACGAUCGGAACAGACGUGCUGUCCUCAGUGAACAUUCAGAGCUCCUCCCCCACUAACUCCAGCAUCGACCUGACCUGGGCCUCUGUGGACUUCGCUAUUUUCUACACUGUGUCUGUGCUCAAAUAUGAAGCCAAUGAGACCAAAAGGAUCACCAUGAACACCAUGGGGACUAACUGCACCUUCUCCGACCUGGACCCUGGGGUGCUGUACCACAUCAGGGCCUUCGCCUGGGAUGCAGAGGGGCGCAUGGGCGAGUUCGGGGAGGCCAACCAGACCACCAGACCUUCCACGCCGGCCGCUGUGACCGUGACCAUGGUGAACGCAUCGCUGGCACUAAACGUGUCGUGGAGUCUGGAUCCGGAUGUGUACGGUGAUGUCCUGUACAACGCCAGCAGUAACCUAGGGCCUUGGUGCAGCAGUGAGGGCUCCUCCUGUGAGCUGACUCCUGUGUCCUGUGCCCAGACACACUCUGUGGAGGUGACCGCCUACAACGAGGCCGGGCCCAGUGUCCCCUCCAGCCCCAUCAGCUUCACUACCAUCCCCUGCCCACCUCCAAACCUGGCUGUAGUGGAGAGCAGCCCCGGUAACUGCAGCUUCUCUUGGGACAGUGUGAGUGUCACCGACCUGUAUAUGGCUUAUGUAAAGACUGCAGAUGGAGAGGCUGUCUGUAACACCACCACCACCAGCUGCUCUUUCUCCUGUGACUGCGGAUACACUUACCUCAUGAACGUGUUCGCCAUCAAUGAGGCGGGCAGUAGCCAGCCCGGACAGGUCCUCAACUACACCACAGAGCCCUGCUGUCCCACAUCGCUGAAUGUCUCUCUGGUCGGUGCCGACACUCUGGAGGUGGAGUGGCUGCGUGCGAGGGGGGCGGAGCUGUACGAGACACGAGCGCUGGACGGGUCACACGCUGUCCUCUGUAACGACACUGCCCCGGUGUGCGUACUGUCCUAUCUGAGCUGUGACACCAGCUACAACGUCAGCGUGCUGCCAUGCAACGAGCUGCGCGGCUGCAACCUCAACUGCCCCACACUGACCAGAGACACAGCGGCCUGCACCCCCACCGGGCUCUCCAUCAGCGCUCUGAACUCCAGUGCCGUGGCGGUCAGCUGGACCUCCACUAACAGGGCUGCCACCUUCACCGUCACCGCCUCCGGGGAUGACCCACACAGCUGCACUUCCGCCACUGGAGGCAGCAACUGUGACCUGGGAGACCUGAAGUGUGGAUCCAGCUACGAGAUCCAAGUCACAGCAUCCAGCGCCGCAGGAGAUAGCUUACCGAGCUACAGCAAGCUAUAUGAAACAGAGCCAUGCUGUCCAGCAGCCUUGACCGUGAAGCAGGUCACCCAGGCCAUGAGCAACGUGUCGUGGUCCCCAGCCAAAGGAGCGCACACCUUCCUCACCGCGCUCAGCUCCAGCAAAGGCCACGCCCGCUGCCACACGGAGGACCUUCACUGUAUUAUGGGAUGUAUCACAUGCAGCACCAACUACACCGUCACCAUGGCAGCACACAGUCUGAGUGGACUAACAGCCAACUGCUCCUAUGACGGUUUCUCCUCCAGCCUGUGCUGUCCGUCCGGCAUCAGAAUCUACAGGACCAGUGUCAACGGUCUACGGGUGGUGUGGCGCUCCAGUCCCGUGGCCCAUGUGACCCAGGUGAACAUGACGGGGCAGUCUGACGCCUACAGCUGCAGCGCUCAACCCGGCGUGAACCACUGCGAUCUGAGCUCAGUGCGCUGUGGAGACGAGUAUGAACUGCUGGUGGUCCCGGUGAGAGCUGACGGCAGCCCAGAAGACUUCUGCCCUCACCGCAAGUAUACAGCGUUUUGGCGCCCCUGUCCUGUGGCGCCCCUGUCCUGUGGCGCCCCUGUCCUGUGGCGCCCCUGUCCUGUGGCGCCCCUGUCCUGUGGCGCCCCUGUCCUGUGGCGCCCCUGUCCUGUGGCGCCCCUGUCCUGUGGCGCCCCUGUCCUGUGGCGCCCCUGUCCUUUGGCGCCCCUGUCCUGUGGCGCCCCUGUCCUAGGGGCGCCACUGUCCUUUGGCGCCACUGUCCUUUGGCGCCCCUGUCCUUUGGCGCCCCUGUCCUUUGGCGCCCCUGUCCUUUGGCGCCCCUGUCCUGUGGCGCCCCUGUCCUGUGGCGCCCCUGUCCUGUGGCGCCCCUGUCCUUUGGCGCCCCUGUCCUGUGGUGCCCCUGUCCUGUGGCGCCCCUGUCCUUUGGCGCCCCUGUCCUUUGGCGCCCCUCGCUCCUGUCCUGUGGCGCCCCUGUCCUGUGGCGCCCCUGUCCUUUGGCGCCCCUGUCCUUUGGCGCCCCUGUCCUGUGGCGCCCCUGUCCUUUGGCGCCCCUGUCCUGUGGCGCCCCUGUCCUGUGGCGCCCCUGUCCUGUGGCGCCCCUGUCCUUUGGCACCCCUGUCCUGUGGCGCCCCUGUCCUGUGGCGCCCCUGUCCUGUGGCGCCCCUGUCCUGUGGCGCCCCUGUCCUGUGGCGCCCCUGUCCUUUGGCACCCCUGUCCUGUGGCGCCCCUGUCCUUUGGCGCCCCUGUCCUGUGGCGCCCCUGUCCUGUGGCGCCCCUGUCCUGUGGCGCCCCUGUCCUGUGGCGCCCCUGUCCUUUGGCGCCCCUGUCCUUUGGCGCCCCUGUCCUUUAGCGCUCCUGUCCUGUGGCGCCCCUGUCCUGUGGCGCCCCUGUCCUUUGGCGCCCCUGUCCUUUGGCGCCCCUGUCCUGUGGCGCCCCUGUCCUUUGGCGCCCCUGUCCUGUGGCGCCCCUGUCCUGUGGCGCCCCUGUCCUGUGGCGCCCCUGUCCUUUGGCGCCCCUGUCCUUUGGCGCCCCUGUCCUUUGGCGCCCCUGUCCUUUAGCGCUCCUGUCCUGUGGCGCCCCUGUCCUGUGGCGCCCCUGUCCUGUGGCGCCCCUGUCCUUUGGCGCCCCUGUCCUGUGGCGCCCCUGUCCUUUGGCGCCCCUGUCCUUUGGCGCCCCUGUCCUUUAGCGCUCCUGUCCUGUGGCGCCCCUGUCCUUUGGCGCCCCUGUCCUUUGGCGCCCCUGUCCUUUAGCGCUCCUGUCCUGUGGCGCCCCUGUCCUGUGGCGCCCCUGUCCUUUGGCGCCCCUGUCCUUUGGCGCCCCUGUCCUGUGGCGCCCCUGUCCUGUGGCGCCCCUGUCCUUUGGCGCCCCUGUCCUUUGGCGCCCCUGUCCUGUGGCGCCCCUGUCCUUUGGCGCCCCUGUCCUGUGGCGCCCCUGUCCUGUGGCGCCCCUGUCCUUUGGCGCCCCUGUCCUUUGGCGCCCCUGUCCUUUAGCGCUCCUGUCCUGUGGCGCCCCUGUCCUGUGGCGCCCCUGUCCUUUGGCGCCCCUGUCCUGUGGCGCCCCUGUCCUUUGGCACCCCUGUCCUGUGGCGCCCCUGUCCUGUGGCGCCCCUGUCCUUUGGCGCCCCUGUCCUGUGGCGCCCCUGUCCUUUGGCGCCCCUGUCCUGUGGCGCCCCUGUCCUUUGGCACCCCUGUCCUGUGGCGCCCCUGUCCUGUGGCGCCCCUGUCCUGUGGCGCCCCUGUCCUGUGGCGCCCCUGUCCUGUGGCGCCCCUGUCCUUUGGCGCCCCUGUCCUUUGGCGCCCCUGUCCUGUGGCGCCCCUGUCCUUUGGCGCCCCUGUCCUGUGGCGCCCCUGUCCUGUGGCACCCCUGUCCUGUGGCGACCGUGUCCUGUGGCGCCCCUGUCCUGUGGCGCCCCUGUCCUGUGGCGCCCCUGUCCUGUGGCGCUCCUGUCCUUUGGCGCCCCUGUCCUGUGGCGCCCCUGUCCUGUGGCGCUCCUGUCCUGUGGCGCCCCUGUCCUGUGGCGCCCCUGUCCUGUGGCACCCCUGUCCUGUGGCGCCCCUGUCCUGUGGCGCCCCUGGUCCUGUGGUGCCCCUGUCCUUUGGCGCCCCUGUCCUGUGGCGCCCCUGUCCUGUGGCGCCCCUGUCCUGUGGCGCCCCUGUCCUGUGGCGCCCCUGUCCUGUGGCGCCCCUGUGCGAGACAUACAUGACUUGCCAAGGCAGCGGCGGCGUGGGCUCAAGUGAGUUCACUGGUUCCAUGUCAUCACAGUCCUACACAGCAGUGUUCCCAACCAGGGGUGGGGGUCUGCAGGGGUGGGGGUCUACAGGGGUGGGGGUCUGCAGGGGUGGGGGUCUACAGGGGUGGGGGUCUGCAGGGGUGGGGGUCUGCAGGGGUGGGGGUCUGCAGGGGUGGGGGUCUACAGGGGUGGGGGUCUGCAGGGGUGGGGGUCUACAGGGGUGGGGGUCUGCAGGGGUGGGGGUCUGCAGGGGUGGGGGUCUGCAGGGGUGGGGGUCUACAGGGGUGGGGGUCUACAGGGGUGGGGGUCUACAGGGGUGGGGGUCUGCAGGGGUGGGGGUCUACAGGGGUGGGGGUCUGCAGGGGUGGGGUUCUACAGGGGUGGGGGUCUGCAGGGGUGGGGGUCUGCAGGGGUGGGGGUCUGCAGGGUGGCUGUCUGGGGCUUCUAAAGGAAAGCAGGAGCCAAACGAAUCAGCAGACGUGGACCCGGACCCAGGUCCAGGAGGGCUGGAGGACCAGGACCAAGAGGAUAUCAACCUGGACCUUUCCCCAAAGGACAGCGUCUCUAAUGUCUCCAGAACCAGCGCCUCUUCUGUGGCAUCUGCAAAAAUGGUUGCUGAAGCAUGA